AUGUUGAGGGCUUUUGCUCGGAAUCUAGGGGAGGGAACCAUAACUCGAGCUGAGUUAGCAGGUUUGGUGCAUGGCCUUCAUAUUGCAUGGGAGAUGGGGAUCCGAAAAUUUAUCGUGCAGACGGAUUCGAAGACGGCUAUUCAGUUAAUCACGACGGCGAGAUUUCGACACCCACAUUCAGCUUUGAUCUUGGAAGCUCGGCAGAUGCUCGCGCAGGAUUGA
Molecule: messenger RNA, 222 nt
Organism: Linum tenue
Lineage: Eukaryota; Viridiplantae; Streptophyta; Magnoliopsida; Malpighiales; Linaceae
Source: the annotation of a GenBank genome assembly